Molecule: messenger RNA, 801 nt
Organism: Daucus carota subsp. sativus
Lineage: Eukaryota; Viridiplantae; Streptophyta; Magnoliopsida; Apiales; Apiaceae
Exons: 1
Coding region: 1-801 (266 amino acids)
Biological process (GO): mitochondrion organization
Cellular component (GO): membrane; mitochondrion
Source: RefSeq, a predicted model, not a curated record
AUGAGUCAAGCACUCACCAGAUCAAUCUCUCGCAUCUCGGCGAGAUUUCUUCUUUUCUCGCCAACGAUUAUUAAUCAACAACGCAUCCUCAACGCUUCACUUGCUCCUAAUCUUCGCCCUUCUGCCGCGCUCUUAUGGUCGUCUCCGUUCUCCAGUUACGUCCGCGAUCUCAAUUAUGUUAUUGAACCACCGAUCAAGUGGGGGCGUUGUAUUGUGCCGGAGAAGAGAGCCUAUGUCAUUGAGCGAUUCGGGAAAUACGUCAAGACCCUUACUACUCCUGGAACUCACCAACUGAUUCCAUUUGUUGAUCGAGUUGCUUACGCGCACUCAUUGAAGGAAGAGGCUAUUCAUAUUCCAGAUCAGACAGCUAUUACCAAGGAUAAUGCCAGCAUCUCCAUUGAUGGGGUUCUCUAUGUUAAGAUCGUGGACCCGAAAUUGGCUUCUUAUGGGGUGGAAAAUCCUCUGUAUGCAGCUACUCAACUCGCACAGACAACUAUGCGUAGUGUGUUUGGUCAAAUAACGUUGGACAAAUCUUUUGAGCAACAAGACACCCUCGAUGUGAAGAUAGUGAUGGCUAUAAAUGAUGCUGCAAAGGACUGGGGUUUGAAAUGCCUCCGUUAUGAAAUAAAGGAUAUUUCUCCCUCACGUCGAGUCAAGGCAGCUAUGGAGAUGCUGGCAGAAGCUGAGCGUAAGGUUCUGGAAUCUGAAGCACAAAGGCAUGCUUGGAAGAAGCAAAAAUGGAGGAAGAAGCAAAAAUGGACCAUCGAGCUCAAGGAGAAGCACAAGCCCUGCAAGAAAUAA